Molecule: messenger RNA, 384 nt
Organism: Paraglomus occultum
Lineage: Eukaryota; Fungi; Glomeromycota; Glomeromycetes; Paraglomerales; Paraglomeraceae
Source: the annotation of a GenBank genome assembly
AUGACGGAAAAACCGAACGAAUAUUUAGAGAUUAGUUCAAAGAAUGAGAUGCUUGUAAUAUCACGGAUUCAAGAAUUCAUACCUAAAAUCGCAGCAGCCAACGAACAGCUGUCAUCAGUCGAUCCGGAUGAUCUCGACAUAAUGAAGAUUGAAGAAGAUGCCGAGCAAGAUCUCCUAAUAUGUCAUCCCGAAAACGACUCGUCCAACGAAGAGUUUCCCAAAUAUAAACAUGAUACUAACACUAUAGAUGACGAUGAAGACAUAAUAAUGACCACUGAACCAAUAAGUUCCAAAUUACGUUCUAGACCAAACAUAACUAUGCUAGAUGACACAGAGGAUUUGAGUGUGAGAAUUGAUUCAGAAUGCAACAAUUUGCAAAAAUAA